AAGUUAAAAAAAAAAAAACGCAUCGAAUGAGACCAGUUGGGUCAAAAUCGGAGGUGACGUGGGUAUUCUGCAUAAUUACCAUUAAUUCUUUCGGUACUCAGCGUAACAACGCAAAAUAGUUGCUAUCAGCUCGGUUUGUCAGAUUUAUAGGUUAGAAUGGCAUGUUGAUAUGUACUUUGCGAUUGCAAUAAACGUUAUCACAGCAUAUCUGUGCAUAAUAAUCUACACAUUUUUUGAACGUUAUAUUAACCCUCUGUUAUCGAAAGACUUGAUGAGAUUGUGGAUUAUUAUAUUUUCUAAAAAAAUAUUUUGUAUUUUUUGUGUACAAUUUUUUUAAGAGAUAGCAUUUUUAAUCAGCUUUUGAUCAUUGGUGCUAUUUAUAAAUAUUAGUUUCUAAAAGUACUUUUGAUAAUUAGAUGAUUAUACUAUAUUAAGUUUUGUAUUUAACUCUAUAUUUUAUUAUAGCUUAAAGAAAUGCAUUGUCAGAGGAGUUUACAUUUUUGUAUGCAUUAUAUAUCUCAAAUAUACUGGACUUUGCUAACUUAUCAUCACUCUAAGUGAUGAAAUCUAACACCAAAAUUAUUUUAGAAUGGCAAAUCUGAGAUAAUUAUAAAAUUGUUAUAAAAGCACAAACAUCAUAGAAUCUUUAGACAUAAUACUUCAAGUGUGAACAAUUAAUUACACUGUAAUUUCACAGAUGUUUAUAUGAUUUCUUAUCAUUUUAUUUGACAUCAGAUGAAAACUUUUGGAUAUCGACAAGAAAUUAUUUUUUAAGAAAAAAAUAAUUGACAUACGCUUUAUGUAUGAAAAACAUUCAUGAAAAACAUUUCAAUAUAUUUUGAAGACACAAUUUCAGGAUAUAUUAUAAUUUUGUCACAAAAAAUCUCAAAGGAUUCGUAGGUUACACGUGCAUACGUCCUUAUAAUUUGCAAAAUCGAGCAAAGAGCAAGGCAAUUAAUUCGAAGGUAAAAGUAUGAAGAAACGACGACCAUGCACAAGAAAUCAUUUUCCUUCGCAAAAAUAUUCUCAUACGCACGAACGUUUUCCAAUUAAGACGAGAAGUACUUACAAUUCCAAAGGCCGAAAUUCGAAACGGAAGUUUUCUAAGCUUCAGCAAAGCAACAGAUCUUAUAAUACAACGCUCUUAAAGGAAGAUGUGCUUGAAUCACUAGAAUCUCUCUUUGACUUGAAAAAACCUUUAAAUUUACGUGAUGUGUAUCCAUUAGCGUUUGAUUAUUACAAGAAAAAAUCAAUCCAAGAAAAAUCAGUUGAAGCGUAUAAUACUAUAAAAUCAGAAUUUCUCGUAGAAACGUUAUUUUUGCAACAUAUUUCUCCGGAGACAGAUCUCGAGACUAAUAUUUUUCAAACGAAUGAAAUACGUGACAAAACAGAAGAUGAACAGAAGAUAAAAACUAAAUUAGAAAAAGAAGAAUUCCAGGCGACUAUAUCAAAUUCUGUACAGAAAUUACAGCAAAACGUUUUUAAUCAACAAAAUCGCUCAAUAAACAUGGCUGAAAAUGGCGAAGCACCAGAAGAACAAGAAAAGAAAGUAGUAGAAGCAGUAGAUGAAGAUGCUAUCGUAAUAAAAGAAGAACCCACUGAAACAGUAGAAGAUCUCGCAGAAUAUAAAAUUGAACCUGAAGAAACGAAAAAGGAUGAAGAAGAGCGUAAGGAUAAAGACGAGGUCAAAGAAGAGCGUAAGGAUAAAGACGAGGACAAAGAAGAGCGUGAGAAUAAAGACGAAGACAAAGAAGAGCGUAAGGAUAAAGACGAAGGCAAAGAAAACAAGGUUGAUGAUAAAGACGAAGAUAAGAUAAAAGAUGAAAGUGACUUGAUAGGAGAACCUCUUUUGCACUCUACCCUAGUUAUUGCAAAAGAUGAAACAAUAAGUUUUGGCGGACUUGCAGAAUCCAUAAUCAGUUCACCUCUUUUAACUGAUGACAUGAUCACAAAAUUGAAGGCAAUGGAUGAGAGAUGUAUUAUACUAGUAGAUGAGAUCCAACAACUGAAACGUGAAGUCCAGGAGUUAUUAGAGAAGUCUGAGCUAACAGAGGAAGACACGUUCGAGAUUCAAAAGAAACAGGAUGUGAUCAUGUCAAAAGUAGCCGAACUCGAGCAACUGACGCAAAAAUUUCAUGAAACGCAAGUACAACAAAUUGAAGACUUAAGUAGCGAAAUAGAAAUUAUAAAGGAAAAAGAAGAAGAAGAAGUUGCAAAUCAAAUAGAUCAAAUAGAGGCAUUUAAAAAAGUUUUGGAGAAAGAUUUCUUCGAGUUACCACAAAUAGAAUAUCCCGAAGAUAAGCUUCCCAGAAUAAUUUUUUGCGGUUACACGGAAGAUAAAUUUCCAAAAGUUGUAAUAGCGGAAAGUGAACGAAAAGGAAAAGUAAAAUGUCUUGAAAAGUUAACUGGCAAAUUAACAGAAUCUUUAACGAUGCAAGAAAAAUUAGUGAAAGAAAACGCACAAUUGGAAGGUGGAAGGUAUAAACUCGAAGAAGCCUUGCUAGAAAAAGAUACAGCUCUCGAGAAUUUACAAAGGAAGGUAUGCAACCUGCAAGCAGAAAUGCGUAUAAUUGUCGAAGAGAAUACAGAGUUGAAUCGUCAGUUGGCUAUUUUGAAUCAGCUUGUGACUAGAUCUACCCGAUGUUGUACCUGUUCAGGUAUUACCCCGUCAUCUCCAACGUCACCAUCGUCUUUGCCUCCACGUUCACAUGUCAACGUACAGUUUAGAGACGACGUUUACUGCCAAUGCAAGUGCUGUCUUCAAUCACAAUUUGAUAUCUUGUCACCGACUACGGAAACCGAUUCACCGAGAUUGACAGGAGGUGGAUCCAAAACGGAGGAUCAUUAUUUCACAGAUAAUAGCGCUUUACAAAACGUGGAAAUGUGCUCGCGCAGUCCGGUUACUGUUAAGUCAUCGCUUCCUCGAGGAAUGUGUCCUGCAGAAUUGGAAGAUAAACUUGCGCUGUAUGGUACUAACACUAAGCAGCUAGAACAACAAUUAGGCAGCAUGGAAACCGAGGUGCGCAACAUGCAGAUGGAAUUAGCAAACGUACAAAAAGAGCGACAGCAAUUGGAACAACAACGUAAAUUGCUCAAAUGCACAGGACCUUGUGCACCGUGCAGUUGCUGUCCACCUCCGCCUUCGAUAUGCGUGAAAUCAGUGCCAGGACUUCCGUCUAUGCCGCCGAAAGCAUCUGCUAUAUCCGCGGUGUCUACCGCUCAGCUAGCUGGCACCGAUAUAAACGCGCAACAGCAAUUACGCGAUCUUCGCGAACAAUACGCCCGGCUUCAGGACGAUUACAAAAGUAAGUUAUGCGAGGUAUCGUGCAUGAGGACGGAAGCGGAAAAGAUGAAGCAGGAUACACGGGAUGCUAAGGAAGAGAAAGAACGAAUGGAGAUAAAGUUGAUAGAUGCUCAAGAACGGCUAAAGCUUCUAGAAUCAGAAAAGGGAAAAUUUGACGGUAAUAAGGAACAACUCAUCGAAAAGGAACAGGCUCUAAUCGUAGCGAAGCAACGCUUUCGAGAAGCGCAGGAUGAGCUAGAAGAGCUACGUUCCUUGAUUCAAGAUCAAGCUGCUCAGUUGGAGGAUUAUCGUAAUAAAUAUUUGCAAGCCCAGCAACAAGUUGAAGAACAGCGCAGACAAUUGGAUCUUAUGGAAAUGGACAAUGCGCGAAUGAAUGAAAAUGUUACUUUGGAAAUUGGACGUGUUAAAAAUCAAUUUCAAGAAAAGUUGGCCGAACUUGCACCAUUGCCCGAUAUUUUGAAACAAAUGCAAAUAAAGAUGCAGGAAGCCCAACAGAUGCGCUUAAUCGCUGAACGUAAUUCCGAGGAUUUGUCACGGGAAUUGUUAGGAUACAAGGAUAAGAUUCAAACUUUGCAAAAUCAAUUGGAUGUGCUGCACACUGAGCAUCGGACACUUCAAGAUGAAAGGGGACACGGAUCCGGCAAGUUCGACGAAAUGGAAAAAAAAUAUAGCGAGCUACGGCACGAAAACGAGAGAAUGAAACACACGGUGGCACGAUUCGAAGAACACGAAGCACAACUGCAGAAGCGCAUCGACGAGAAAAUGCAUGAGAACACGCAGUUGUCGUCGAUGUUGGAUCAGAUAAGAGAGGAUUCCGCUCGACAAGUAGCGAGAACAAAGGAGCGAUGCGAAACUAUGCGAAGAUCGAUGCAAGGGCAGAUCUCUGAAAUGGAAAGGCAAUUAGCGCAAUGCAGAGCGACAGCACGUGCCGCCCAACGCGAUAGAGAUGAGAUCAGGCAAAAGAUGCAGGGUCAAAUAACUAAUUUGAACGAGGCAUUUAAACACGCACAAGGCCGCAUAAAAUCUUUACAGGGUCACGUAAAUUAUCUCAAGACCUCUUAUAGCAACAUCUUUCUCGGUCAAGGAGAAACACCUACAGGUGCUCUGCCAGGGGACGAUUCCUGCGACUGCAACUAUUAAACAUGCGUACUUUUCCUUUCAAUAAUAACGCUACAUUUUUGCUCAACAUUAUAAAAUUAAUGUAUACCAGUUGACACCGCACAGAUUUUGUCGUGCAUUUAUAUUCUAAAUACUGUAGCCUUCUACAAUUGACAAAGUUGGUUGAUAAAUAAUUAUUAUACCGUCAUUUUUAUAAACAUGUAAACUAUGGAACAGAUAAAAUAUAAAAAAAUAAAGUCAAAAUCUACAUAGUAUAUAACGACCAUCUAUUUCGUUAUCUUUAAUUAGUAUAUUUAUAUCUUCGAUUAAUCUCUUUACAUAGAAAAUGCUAUGGAAGUAUAGAAUAAUGC
Molecule: messenger RNA, 4773 nt
Organism: Linepithema humile (Argentine ant)
Lineage: Eukaryota; Metazoa; Arthropoda; Insecta; Hymenoptera; Formicidae
Product: outer dense fiber protein 2
Biological process (GO): regulation of cilium assembly
Cellular component (GO): centrosome
Source: RefSeq, a predicted model, not a curated record